CCAAAUUUGAUUGCCUUCAAUGUUGCAUCUGCUGUGUUGCUGCUCUUGAAUAUUGAGCAUAGUAGGUCACUGGUUGAUAUCUGGGGCAAGGCAUAAUAUAGACUGCCAUGUGUAGUCUGCUGUGUGUAUGAUGGACAUUUGAAGACGGUUGGGAGGACACACGGUCAGUGGGUGCCCGUAGCUCCUUUUUUGGCCACUAAAAAGGACACACAUGACCCAUGCCCUGUCCACACACUUUCUAUUCCUGUAGCAGUCCGCCACCCAGUGGACAAAUCGUACAACUACACAAUUCAGCUGAAUCCCAUCAUGCUUUGCCGUGCCCGCCGACCCGAGAGCUACUGAUGCUAGGCUAGCUGCCGUUAGCUCCGGGGAGCGGACAUGUUGUACCGACCCUUCCUUGAAUAAACAUCGCUCAAAGCGGGGAAUAAAGGGGUUGAGGGGCGUUGGGCAAUCAUGGACGCCGUCAACGCCUUUAACCACGAGUUAUUCUCGUUGAUGGACUCCAAGCCCCCAAUAUCUCGGGCAAAGAUGAUCUCCAUCACCAAAUCGGCCAUCAAAGCUAUGAAACUCUACAAGCAUGUGGUCCAGAUUGUGGAAAAAUUUAUCAAAAAGUGUAAGCCUGAGUACAAGGUAGCAGGUCUGUAUGUAGUGGACUCCAUCGUUAGGCAGUCCAGACACCAGUUUGGAGCAGACAAGGACGUGUUUGGCCCAAGGUUUACCAAAAACAUUACAGGAACCUUUGAAAACCUCUGCCUCUGCCCCGUAGAGGACAGGAGUAAGAUAGUGCGGGUGUUGAACCUGUGGCAGAAGAAUGGGGUGUUUAAGAUCGAGGUUAUUCAGCCCCUCUUGGACAUGGCAGCUGGCUCUAGCAGUGCUGCUGCACCCUGCAUGGGCACAGAUGAGCCAGGUUCUUCCCCACCUCCAGCCAAAGAGCCAGUUACUGCAGUAACAGUAAGCUCCACCAUGACACCUGCUGCUCAGCUGCAAAACUCUGAUGCCUUUGCUGCUGUGGCACAGCUCUUCCAGUCCUCACAGGGUCAACAGCUUCAACAGAUGCUCCAGAACUUUCAGCAGCAGCCAGUGAAGCCCGAAAUCAUCACUCAGCCUCCAGUCCAUACCAUUCAUACACAUACUCAAAACGUCACCGCUGGCCUGGGUGUGGUCCCCCCGCAUCCUCCCCUGCCCACCCAACCCACCCAGCAGAAGACGGCCUUUGACAAGAAAUUGCUGGACCGUUUUGACUACGAUGAUGAACCAGAAGUCGGAGAAGAAACAAAGAAGGAUGAACUAUCGUCACAGCCCGCCUUUAUGCAGCAGCCUCCAGCCUUCCCACAGCACAUGGAGCACUUUAAACCACCACUGAUAAACAUGUCACAAGACCUCUCACAACAGGUUCCUCUUCCUCCUAACGGCCAGAUCCAGGCCUUUGGUUUACCGCCAGGACAAGGCUUCCCAGUUAUGAUGCCUCCUGUGGGGCAUGCUCUGCCUGGACAGCCCCUCCCUGGCUCCACUGGGCCCCCAGGAUUCCUGGGGGGAUAUGUUCCCCAUAAUGCAGCCCAGCAACAACAGGAUUUGUCAAUGGAUAUGGACCGUUCAUCUAUGAAGGAUGGCAGACAUGGGCGAAGGUCACACUCAGGCUCCAGAUCUCCAAAGCGGAGGAGGUCACGGUCUAAUUCCCGUACACGGCGAUCCAGGCACAGGCGAUCCCGCUCGCGCUCCAGAGACCGGCGUCAUCAUUCUCCACGCUCCCGCUCGCAGGAGCGCAGGGAGAGAGAGAAAGAGAGGGAGCGACGGCAAAAAGGCCUCCCGCCACCCAAGAGUGAGACACUAAGCAUUUGCAGUACAACUCUCUGGGUGGGUCAGCUGGACAAGAGAACACAACAGCAAGAUGUCGCCUGUUUACUGGAGGAGUUUGGGCAGAUAGAGUCCAUCAAUAUGAUCCCUCCACGUGGCUGUGCCUAUAUUGUCAUGAUACACAGGCAAGAUGCCUUCAGGGCUCUACAGAAGCUCAGUCGAGGAUCCUACAAAGUUAACCAGAAAGCCAUCAAGAUUGCUUGGGCAUUGAACAAGGGCAUAAAGGCUGAGUAUAAACAGUAUUGGGACGUGGAGCUGGGUGUCACCUAUGUGCCUUGGUCUAAAGUCAGAGAGGACCAGCUGGAGGAGCUAAAAGAAGGAGGAGUAUUUGACGUAGAUACCUUAUCACCAGAGUGGAGUGGAGUGAGGAAGACACUUGAGAACCCAGAGGAACUAACCCACAACGGCGGUUCAGAGCCACAGCAGCCGGAGGAGGCACAAGUAUUACCUGUGACUGCCGCAGCUGCUCCUCCCGCUCAGGUUCCUCCAAUGCAGCAGCCAAUGGUUGGUGUGGGUUCUCUCCAGCCUCCUGUCUUUCCUGGUCCCAUAGGCAUGCCUCCGCCUUCCUUCCCCCCAGGCGUUCCCCCUCCUCCUUUCAUCAGACCCGGCUUCAACCCCAUGCAAAUGCCUCCAGGUUUCCCUCCCCCUGGUGCCAUGCCUCUAGGUCUCCCACCUCCUUCCAAAGGUGGAGUUGAAGACCUACCUCUGGACCCAGCAGGUCUGGGCAACAGGAAAAAUGAUGAGAUCCCUGAGGGUCCCAACCUCUUCAAUAGCCAGAUGGGACCCAUGGGUAACCAGGUAGGCGUACCUCCAGGUGGUCCUCUGGGAAACAUCCAACCCCCUUCUGGUGGUCUGCUUGGCGCACGGCCCGGAAUAAUUCCACUCCAGCGUCCUCCAGUCCCCCCACCACCGCACAUGCAGCGUUUUCCUCCACCCCACGGGCCACGACCCCCUCACCCCAACAUGCCCCCCGUGCCCCCACAGAUGAUGGCCAGAGGGCCACACCCUCAAAUGAUGCACCACGAACCCCCUCCUCCAAAAGGAGGCUUUGGGAUCCCCCCUCCCCACAAUAUGAGGGCACCUUUCCCUCCGCAUGGGCAUGGCCCUCCUCCUCAAGGUCCUCCUCCUCCCUUUAUCAGACCAGGGGGUCCUCGUGGCCCGGAGGGGCCUGAUGACAUGGAUGUCAGACCAUUCAGGGGAGACAGGCCUGGAUUCAGGGACCGAGAGCCAGAGAGGGACAGAGACUGGGAUCGAAAUAGGGAUAGAGAGAGGGACCGAGGCUUUGGAGGUGGAAGGCGUCCAUUUGGUGAUGGAGGGAGGGGAGGAGGCGGUGAUAGAAUGGACGGGAGGGACAGGCUCGGAGGCUGGCAGGAAGACGGAGGCGAUCACCGGGGAGGUGGAUGGGAGAGAGACAGAGACCGUGAUCGGGACAGAGAUCGGGACCGUGAUCGGGACAGAGACAGGGACAGACGGGACUGGAGGGAGAGGCGAAGCAGCCUGGAUUGCGACAGAGAACGAGGGAGGGGUGACGAUGGGGAUAGGGAGCGAGGGAGGGGGGAGGGAGGAGAAAGAGGAAGGGGAGAAGGAGGGAGCCGAGGGAGAGGAGCUGAGGGGAAAGAAGGGGACAGACCAAGGCGAUCAGAACGGCGAGAGAGAGCCACGCGGUGGGACAGGGAUGAUCGAUUGGCAGAACUGGAAAAUAUGGACAGAUUUCGGACCUCUGACAGCACAGAGCAACCUCGUGUGACUCCUGUGGUUACCAUGGAAACCAAUAAAGAACCAAGUGUGGAAGAUUCAGAAAAGAAGGAAGAAUCAGAACCUUUAGCUCCGCCCCCAGAAAUAACUACUACUGCUGCAGCAGAGCCGCUGCCGUCUGAGCCCUUACCGUCAGCUCAAAGUGACCCUGUAGAAACUAAACAAGAAGCAGAAUCAUAAACUGGCUCACUUCUUUUUUAGCCAGAGACUGCUGGAAGAUAAAAAUGGUGUUUUUGACUGAUACCCCUGGUAGAUGAAUUUUGAAGAGUCACACUGUCAUUUUGUCAGUUGGUAAUUGGCAGUUUCUGGGCAGUAACACAUUUCUGGAAAACGAAUGUCUCCCAUAUGAAAAUAGUUGUUUUCAGACUUUAUGGUUUAUCAUCACAUUUGGCUUUGCAUCUGUGUCUUGACACACAUGACCACAUGAAAAUCAGUUUGGUAAAAUGGCUGUAGUUAAAUAUUGCCUGUCAACUCUAGUUUUUCCUCUUUCCUGUAAGUUAUAAGUAUGAAUGGGGUGCUUGCAUGUUAACUUAGUUCUGUCCAUCUGAGGUUAAUUUGAGUCUAGCUUUUAUGUUUUUUCUCAAGUUGGUUUACAGAUGGAGAAAUCAAAUGAUUUCUAUGACAGAUUUUUUUUUUUUUUUUUUUACUUCACGGCCUCAUCUGUGUAAUACCAAGCACUCCCCAACAAAAUUUUCAUUUAAAAAAAUAUUUUUUUUAAUCUUCCAAAAUAUGUCAAACACUGAAUAUCUUCUAAAACAUCUACUUUCUGAUAAUAGAGGCUUCUUUGUUGUUUUCAUCUCAUCUUGUGUUUUAUGUCUGCUCCUCUUUGCCAUAUCAUAGCCAAUAAGGCACAGUUGUCAAAAGGACUUCUAGGUGUUUGAGGGGACAAGGGCAUGGAUUUUAUAAAAAAAAGUACAAAUUGGGGAAGACAUGCUCUUCCAUGUUGGGGUAGAUAUUGAGAAUUAGGCCUAGUACUUUGCUCACACAAAUUGCUGCGUUUAUUUGGUAUUUUGUCCUCAUUUUUGACUUUCUCACCUGAUGUGCGCUUUUAUUGGCCAAUGUCCUUAAAACAGUCCACACUCAAAACAUGGUUUUUAUUUAAGUUUUUAAAAUGUGUGUAUUCCACUAGUACUGAGACUUACAAACACAGUACUGAUAACAAGCUGGAUGCAUCCUCACAAGGUCUCUAAAUCUAACUCAGAUGUUUUUUUUUUUAACUGAUAACGGGAAUUACACCCAAUUUCUUAUGAAAAAAGUAACACUCCUAUCAUUCUAAUAUUUGAGGAAUGAUGAAUGCUUCACCUUCUUUGAUCAUACUCUGCUUAUCCAGAUGUCACUUUGAAGCAACUUGUUGGUAUGGAAAACUUUUAAUUCUUGGUGUGUGUAACACCAUAUUCUUUGGUCACAGAAAUAUUACAUAGACAAACACAGACCACCGUAGAGGCUCAGAACAAGUGACUAAUCUUUAGAUGUUGGUGUCAUCAAAUUUCUCGAUAUUGACUGAACGACCAAAAAGCAUUUCAGAUAAGAUAUUUCAACAUAAUAUGCACAAAAAUUAAGAAUGAAAGAGAAGAAGAAACUUGUUGAGGAAGUAAAGAAAUUUGAUAAUGUAAUGUAAGGAGGAGUUUCAGUACAAGAGUAGUUCAGUGGAUCUAGACAUAGUGAUCUAUUGGUAUGCAAACACAAAAGAGGAUUACAUGUAUUUAUGAAGACUUGUUCCCGGAUGAGCACCAGCUGUUGAAAAUCUCAUUUAAAAAAAAUCAUUUGGGGUUCUAUUGAAUGUUUUGACAGUCAAAUCUUUUUAUAUCCUUAAGGUGAAAUGGAAGUAAAAUGCCAAUGCAAAUUCUUGGUGUAUACUUUGUAAAAGUUUUCUGUUGUCUAGAACUGUGUAUAUUUUAUUUUUCAGUUAAGGAAAUAGAGUAGACCCUUUUUUUUUUUUUUUUUGAUCCAACUGGAAAAUCCAACAUGUUUAUUAAAAACAAUUGUACACCACAGGAAAAAUGUGCAUAAAUUCAGGUGCCAUAUUGGCUUUUUGAACACCUGUUAGCAGGCAGAAUCGAUAAGCUUUAUGUCUAUGGUGGUCUUUUCUUUUACCUGUUUUGUAUGGAAGGAAGCGGGGUCUCUCUUGGGUUAGAGUUGAUUUGUGUUUGGACACCUCUUUCAUUUUUCUCAUGUACGUCAGUCAAACUCUGAUUUGAAUUAGUUUUGCCACAAAUACAAAAUUUAACCAUGUAUCUUCUUUUAUUGUCUUUGAUAAACAGCUUUCAAAGCUAGUGUCUGUUUCACUGAAGACACACUGUAUCGGAUAUUACGUUGCUGACAUCGGAAGCCCAGAUUCUGCAAGCCCAACUCAUGCGGUGCUUGAAUAACUAAUUUAAACUCAAAAGAACCAAGGGCAAAAGUAAAGUGAUGAAAUGAAGAGUAUUGCUUGGGACACACUGCUGUAAAUAUGCUUGUAUCACUGACGAUUCCAAGGUGUAAUGGUAAAUGUUGUUUAUAAUCUGUUAUCCGUUUAUCCGAGAGAAACAAAUAGACUUGGAAGGAACAACAGAGGCCCUUUGCUUUAACGUUUUUAACUCCUAAUGGUUUGAAAGUUGACAGAUGUUUCUAUGGUUUGUUAAAAAUACAAAAGACAUGGAAGUAAAAUCUUCAAUAUUUCAGCCAUAGGAAAUUGUUUUUAAUAAACUAUUUUUGUACCAAA
Messenger RNA from Thunnus maccoyii (southern bluefin tuna), 6310 nucleotides. It is a transcript of the gene scaf4a, whose product is annotated as SR-related CTD-associated factor 4a. Gene Ontology annotation, molecular function: RNA polymerase II C-terminal domain phosphoserine binding; RNA binding. Gene Ontology annotation, biological process: negative regulation of termination of RNA polymerase II transcription, poly(A)-coupled. The coding region runs from base 454 to 3789 and encodes 1111 amino acids. The record is from RefSeq and is a predicted model, not a curated record. NCBI's taxonomy places the organism in Eukaryota, Metazoa, Chordata, Actinopteri, Scombriformes, Scombridae. The transcript has 19 exons. Gene Ontology annotation, cellular component: nucleus.